Molecule: messenger RNA, 5765 nt
Organism: Podarcis raffonei (Aeolian wall lizard)
Lineage: Eukaryota; Metazoa; Chordata; Lepidosauria; Squamata; Lacertidae
Gene: PRKCE
Product: protein kinase C epsilon
Exons: 15
Coding region: 1575-3800 (741 amino acids)
Biological process (GO): protein phosphorylation
Molecular function (GO): ATP binding; diacylglycerol-dependent serine/threonine kinase activity
Source: RefSeq, a predicted model, not a curated record
GGAAGCCCCCUUAGGCUCCCAGGCCGGUGAUAAGGAAGGCGAACCAGAGAGAGACAGAGGUCUUUAAAGGAAAAACAAGCGAGCAAGAGGCAAGGCGAAAGCGGCCCGGUUUGAAAAGAAGCGGCGCUUGGAGACGCAGCAGCGAGGCGCGCGUAAAAGCGGGGCGCACGGAGCCCUUUUGCGCCCGGGGAUCGGCUGAAAGUCACGACCCCGGGAGGAGAAGCGGCGGCGGCGGCGGCUGUUCUCCUUUGCCUUCCCCGCUCGGAGCUGUUGCUCGCCGGCGAUCGCUCAAAGUGCUCCCCCAACAGGCAAAAACUUUCUCUUCGCGCACUCGCGCUGCCUCGCUCGCAGGCACACACACUGACGUCUUUUGCGCAUUUCCUGCAUUAGGGAGACAGACCCAGAGAGCGAGCGAGAGAGAGAGAGAGCGAGAGGUGGGGUAGGGCUCCUCCAGCCCAGCGCCAGACACACCAGGCGGGCGAGCGGCGCAAAAACAGCGAGCGCCCGGAGAGAGCGAGCGAGCGAGCAAGCGCGAGGAGAGCGAGUGCCAAGGGAGCGAGCCGGAGACAGAGAGAGAGAGCAACCCAUCGCCGUGCUGGUUUGGGUCGUUUGGCGAAAUAUAUUAUUAUUAUUUUUGUUAUAUAUCUAUUAUUAUUUUAUUUUUUUAAAAAAUAAGCUCCGUAAGUUGAACUCCCGCGCUGAGCAGUCCGAUCCGGAGCCGCUUCUCCCCAUGCCUUGGAUUCGAUCCACUGGAUCCUUGGCCUUGGAAGAGGAGGAGGCGGAGGAGGAGAAGGCGGCGAGGAGGCUCCUGCAGCCGAGGCGGAUGUAAGGUUCCCUGGCUGGGCUGGACUGUGUGAUUUCUCUGCUGCUUCGUCUCCCAGCCGGGGAGGCGGCGGAGCAGGCAGGGCGGCUCGCUCGCUUUGCUGCUUCUGGGUGGGUUUUGUUAUUAUUUUUCAAACUCCCCCUUCUUCCUCCCUCCUCCUGGGCUGCCGCCGCCGCCGCCGCCGCGCACAGACAAGACAGCACUAGCGUGUGCAAGAGCUUCGGAUUGUUUUUCUGUGUGUGUGUGUUUGUGUGCAGAAGACUGAUCCAGGAUUAUGAUCUAAAAAGGGGGGGGUGCGGAGGAGGAGGAGGAGGGGGAAAAAGAAAGUCUGUUUCUCUCUAUCCAGAGGCUCCUCUGAUUUUGCUCCGAUUGCAUUUUGGAUUCCUGCAAGCAGGGACGUCUCCCCCCCUCCCCUCCCCUCCCGUCCCUUCCUUGUUUUUCCGUUAGGAAACACACACAGCCAGAGAAAGGACGAGACCUCGAUGCAUGUCUGCAUGCAGGCGUGUGUGUAUUCCCCGGGCGUCGCGAGAGGAAGGGCUAAAUAAUCACAGGUAGCAGAAAAAAGCAACAAAAGGAGAGAGCCCCCCCCUUUCCCGCCGCCCUGCUGUUCUGAAGCCUGCACCUCCUGCCACUCCAACCUGCCUUCUUAUUUAUUGGAGAAAUCUCCUCGGAUCCCUCCGUACUUCAGAGUGUGUGCUUUAAUCCCAGGGAAAAAUUAAACAACAACAACAACUAGUGAAGCCAUCUAACCAUGGUGGUUUUCAAUGGCAUGCUGAAAAUAAAAAUCUGCGAAGCGGUGAAUCUCAAGCCCACAGCUUGGUCCCUGCGGCAUGCGGUGGGUCCCAAACCACAGACCUUCCUGCUGGACCCUUACAUUGCCCUCAAUGUGGACGACUCCCGGAUUGGCCAGACCUCGACCAAGCAGAAGACCAACAGCCCUGCCUGGAACGAUGAGUUUGUCACGGACGUUUGCAACGGCCGGAAGAUCGAGAUGGCCGUUUUCCACGAUGCCCCCAUUGGGUACGACGAUUUCGUGGCCAACUGCACCAUCCAGUUUGAGGACUUGCUGCAGAACGGGAGCCGCCACUUUGAGAACUGGAUUGAUUUGGAACCAGAAGGAAGAGUGUAUGUCAUCAUAGAUCUUUCAGGCUCAUCAGGUGAAGCACCCAAAGACAAUGAGGAACGAGUGUUUAGAGAGCGGAUGCGGCCCCGGAAGCGCCAGGGGGCUGUGCGACGCAGGGUCCACCAGGUUAAUGGGCACAAGUUUAUGGCCACCUACCUUAGACAACCAACAUAUUGUUCACACUGCCGAGACUUUAUAUGGGGAGUAAUAGGAAAGCAAGGGUACCAAUGUCAAGUUUGCACUUGCGUAGUCCAUAAGCGAUGCCAUGAGCUUAUAAUAACGAAAUGCGCUGGGUUGAAGAAGCAGGAAGCCCACGAUGAGGUGGGCUCCCAGCGCUUCAGUGUCAACAUGCCUCACAAGUUCAGCAUUCACAAUUACAAAGUGCCCACCUUCUGUGACCACUGUGGUUCGUUGCUCUGGGGUCUUCUGAGACAAGGUUUACAAUGCAAAGUUUGCAAGAUGAAUGUACAUAGACGCUGUGAAACAAAUGUGGCCCCCAACUGCGGAGUGGAUGCGAGGGGCAUAGCUAAAGUACUUGCUGACCUGGGUGUCACUCCGGAUAAGAUCACUAAUAGCGGACAAAGGAGGAAGAAGCUUGUCCCAGGUGCAGAAUCUCAACCACCGGUUCCUGGAUCCUCACCAGGAGACGAUGACAGAUCAAAGUCAGCACCGACUUCUCCAUGUGAUCAAGAAAUCAAAGAGCUUGAAAAUAACAUUAGGAAAGCAUUGUCAUUUGACAACCGAGGAGAAGAGCACAGGGGAGGAGCAGCGACCUCGACUGACGGCCAGCUUAACACUCCCGGGGAGAACGGCGAAAACGGAGAGGUCAAAACACAGACGAAGCGCAUGGGCCUCGAAGAGUUUAACUUCAUUAAAGUGUUAGGGAAAGGCAGCUUCGGGAAGGUCAUGCUAGCCGAGCUAAAAGGCAAAGAUGAAGUAUACGCCGUGAAAGUCUUAAAGAAAGAUGUCAUCCUACAAGAUGAUGACGUUGACUGUACAAUGACAGAAAAACGGAUUCUGGCGUUAGCACGGAAGCAUCCUUACUUAACACAGCUCUACUGCUGCUUCCAGACCAAGGACCGCCUCUUUUUCGUCAUGGAAUAUGUCAAUGGAGGAGACCUAAUGUUUCAGAUCCAGCGCUCGCGCAAAUUUGACGAGCCCCGCUCCCGCUUCUAUGCAGCAGAAGUCACAUCGGCACUCAUGUUUCUCCACCAACAUGGCGUCAUCUACAGGGACCUAAAACUGGACAAUAUUCUUCUGGAUGCAGAAGGUCACUGCAAAUUGGCUGACUUUGGGAUGUGUAAGGAAGGGAUCUUGAAUGGAGUAACGACUACUACCUUUUGUGGAACGCCAGACUACAUAGCUCCAGAGAUUCUUCAGGAAUUGGAAUACGGUCCCUCGGUCGAUUGGUGGGCGCUGGGUGUCCUCAUGUACGAAAUGAUGGCUGGCCAACCCCCCUUCGAAGCUGACAAUGAAGACGACCUCUUUGAAUCCAUCUUGCAUGAUGAUGUGCUAUAUCCAGUGUGGCUUAGCAAAGAAGCUGUUAGCAUUUUGAAAGCUUUCAUGACAAAAAACCCAAAUAAGCGACUUGGCUGUGUGACAUCUCAGAACGGCGAAGAUGCGAUUAAGCAACACCCUUUCUUUAAGGAGAUUGACUGGGUUCUUCUAGAGCAAAGGAAAAUCAAGCCGCCCUUCAAGCCUCGGAUUAAAACCAAAAGGGAUGUAAAUAACUUUGAUCAAGACUUUACACGAGAAGACCCAGUAUUAACAGCAGUGGACGAGACAAUUAUAAAGCAGAUCAACCAAGAAGAAUUUAAAGGCUUCUCAUAUUUUGGGGAAGAGCUGCUGCCAUAAGAAGUCCCCAGCGCGCCGUUUGGGGCCACCAGUUCACUGACACUGCAAGAGGUGGUUUUCCGCUACCCAGUCAAGAGCUACUUCUCUGACCUUGAGCCCAUAACCCUUACUUUCUACUAUGUCUAUCUAUUUAUUGUUAUUUUCCUUUUGUCCUUGAGCUGGAGGCACUCACGAUUUCCAUCUCACAAAGGAACGCAAAAUAUUUUGUGCCAGAAGUUCGUGAAGGUAACACAUUGCUGUUGUUUCUUGCUGCUGCCGCUGCUCCCCCAAACCUCUCAAUUUGGGAUCUUUUCUGUUGUUCUCCAGAAGGCCGCGACUUGUCCUCCCCAUCCUCAUCUAGCACCUUCGUAAAAUCAUGGAAUUUUAGAGUUGGAGGGGGAACGUGAGGGUCAUCUAGUCCAACCCCCUGCAGUGCAGGAAUCUAUCACCCAACGUGGGGCUCACACCCAUGAGAGUCUCGUGCUCUACCGACUGAGCUAUCCUGGCAGAACUAAUUCAUUCUGCCAUUUUGGAGAUUUUUUAAAAAGUCACUAGAAUGGUUCCCCUUCCCCCUGACCUGAGGAGGUUUCUGAGAGCCAAAUGGAGCAGCUUUGAUGGCUGUGUUUGACUUCUAGGCACGAGGUUCUCCACCCCUGCUAACAGUUUUCCAAGACAUGGUAAAUGACCAUCCCAUCGCACACGCACCUCUCAAGUGUACUAAACAAACACUUAGAUUUGCUUUCUUGCCCCUGUGGGACUAUCGCAGAAUUGUAAAGCUGGAAGGGCCAUGAGGACUACCUAGGUCAGCCCCCUGCAAUCUUUUGCCCAAGGUGGGGCUUGAACCCGCGACCCUGAGAUUAAGAGUCUCAUGGUGUCCCGGCUGAGCUAUCCACCCCAAACCAAUAGGUGGGGAUAAAGUCACCUUGCGUUGACUUUCCUGAAUCGAAUGUGAAUCGGUCCAUCGCAUUUGCUGUGGCAGCACAGCAUAGCUGUUGGAAGCCGAUUCCUCAAUUACGGACAGACAGCUUUAGGAUCAGCCAUUCGCCUUCCGCAGAAAUACCCUUCCGUUUCUUUUUAAUGGAAAGAGACCUCCAGGACGCUGCAGUUCUGAACUGGCUGUGGGCGAGGGGCCCAUGGCACUAGAGUUCACCUCCAAGCUUUGAUCCUCUUAGGCUCAACCAUGGCUGGUAGGCGGAAGUCAGGAAAGAGAAGACAGCAGCAAGUGAUGGGCAGAGGCAACCUUUUGCCCCCCCCCCCCGCCAAGUUCUACAAAGGUAACACUGAGACUAAGGAGGAAGGGGCUGGCAGACAAGUACCACCUUUCGGGCUGCUUGUGUGUUAAGAAGACAGGUAGGUGGGACGCCCUCUGCUUCUUAGGCUUAGAUGUUGCUUUCUAAGCAGAAGGCAAUGCACAUUCUUUCUCUUCAAAGUUCUGCUGCGUUGGGCUUCCCAGUUCGAUAGAACCAGGCCAUUGCAUGCUAAGGGCAUCUACAGCCCACAGUACUACCAGCUUGAGCUCAGUGCAAAGAAGCCUGGACAGAGGUUUCCCUGCUCUUUGAGAACAGGUCAUCAGUGCAGAAGGGAUGGUUGCUACAUAAUUCCCACAGAUGUACUAAGAUUCUUCUAAGGCAGAACGCCUGUGUGUGCUCAGCCUAGGAGUAAACCCUGUUGCACGGCAGUGGGGUUUAUCUCCAAUUAAGCAUGCACACGAUUGCAUGAAAAAAGCAGGCUUGGAAGUAAAUAUUUGGCUCCCUACUAGGUGCUUCCAGAAAUCUGUCCCUGGCCACAUUUUUAGCCCUCGUAAUGCAGGGUUUUGCGAGGGAGACAUCUCCCUUUACCUCCUCCUCUCUGCUGGUUGUACCCUUGAGCUGCUUCCCAAGCCUUGCUGCAAAGCCAUAAGUGAAUGGGGCACAGAUAUUUUACCAUGGAUCUUGAAAUAAAUAUACCCAAAGACACACUUCUCUGCAAACCUAGUUGCUGAGUGAA